Molecule: messenger RNA, 1374 nt
Organism: Punica granatum (pomegranate)
Lineage: Eukaryota; Viridiplantae; Streptophyta; Magnoliopsida; Myrtales; Lythraceae
Source: RefSeq, a predicted model, not a curated record
GAGGUUUCGGGCGGGUUUAUCCCUCGAGGGCCUCUGCCUCAGGAGAUUGACUCAGAGCAAGCUUGAAUUUUGAUUGCUCAGCUCCGUCUUGCUCGAGAAGAUAAGACACCCCGUCUGAUAUUCUUUCGAAUUCCGGCACCGGUUCGAGCUCGUUUCUUGCCUCUUAGCCAUGGCCAUGCCUCAUUCAAUGGCUUCCCCCAGCCUGAUUUCACCUCUCAAAGGUGACAGAAGCUGUGUCUCUCAUUUGCUUUCUUGGAGUAAAGCCAAGCCUGCCUCGGCGGUUACUACAAAGGGGUGUUAUAGGUUAUCGUCAAGCUUCCCUAGUGUAACUCCGUUGUCGGGCAGUAGUCAUAUCAGUUCUGGAGUUGUGAGAGCUUCUAAUAGGACAUUCGAGAACUCCAAGUCUGUCGGUGGAAAGAGGAAGGAAGAAGAUGAUGGCGAUGAGUUGACUGAUUCUGAUGAAUAUGAGGAGCCAAAGGGAAACGAUUCAUAUCUUAUGAAUGCAGAAGAGAGACGAGAGUGGAGGAGUAAGAUUAGAGAGGUCAUGGAUAGAUACCCGGAUGUCGAGGGGGAAAUGGAUCCAGAGGAGAGGAGGAAAAUGAUGCAGAAGCUUCUUGCUGACUAUCCCCUCGUGGUGGAGGAGGACGAUCCGAAUUGGCGUGAUGAUGGGGAUGGUUGGGGUUUUAACUUGGGACAGUUCUUUGACAAGAUUGCGAUAAAGAAUAAGAGAAAAGAUGACGAUGAAGAUAGUGAUAGCGAGAAUGAGAUUGUUUGGCAAGACGAUAAUUAUAUCCGCCCCAUAAAGGACAUCAAGACUGCCGAAUGGGAGGAGACAGUUUUCAAGGACAUUAGUCCUCUGAUAGUUCUUGUGCAUAAUCGAUACAAAAGGCCCAAAGAGAAUGAAAAUUUCCGGGAUGAAUUGGAGAAGGCAGUGCAUAUAAUUUGGAAUUGCAGGCUACCCUCACCAAGAUGUGUUGCAAUUGACGCAAUUAAGGAGGUUGAAUUGGUAUCUACACUUAAAGUUUCUGUGUUCCCGGAGAUUAUCUUCACAAAAGCUGGGAAGAUCUUGUACCGUGAAAAAGGACCCCGAACUGCAGAUGAGCUAUCGAAAAUAAUGGCAUUCUUCUACUAUGGAGCAGCGAAGCCUAAUUGUUUGGAUGGCGUUGCAGAAAUCAAUGAAAGCAUCCCAAGUGUUUCAACCUGAAUGGGAUUUGGAAGUGAAAUGUAUUGUAUAUUUUCACGUAAAAGAUUUUGUUCAAGUAUAUAAAUGUGCAACAGCAAUUUUGUAUACGUUAGGGUCCUCUUUUGUUUUCCCUGUACAAACACCAUAAGCUUCGAUGAAAUUUCUCUAAUGAUGCAAAGAGUUUCAGAUUC